Messenger RNA from Salvia miltiorrhiza (redroot sage), 4023 nucleotides. RefSeq lists its product as uncharacterized. Gene Ontology annotation, molecular function: nucleic acid binding; RNA-DNA hybrid ribonuclease activity. NCBI's taxonomy places the organism in Eukaryota, Viridiplantae, Streptophyta, Magnoliopsida, Lamiales, Lamiaceae. The record is from RefSeq and is a predicted model, not a curated record. The transcript has 2 exons. The coding region runs from base 1 to 4023 and encodes 1340 amino acids.
AUGAAUGUGCUGAGUUGGAAUAUCCGAGGCAUCUCCUCGUCUAUGCCUCUUCUCUCCCAGUACUGUAGCACUCAUAGACCGAGCCUUCUUGGUGUUCUCGAGCCCAAGUCUCGGUUUUCUAGCAUCCCGAAUUCUUAUUGGCGUUCUUUACAUCUUUCCCCGGUUCAUCAGAACGAUCGUGGUUCACGGCGUUCUAAUAUUUGGGUUUUUGUUGACCCUGCUUUGUCCCCGGCGGUGGUCUUCUCCUCUGAUCAGGUUGUGAUUCUUCGCUGCUCCAUUAUGGGAAUUUUUUGCACGUUUGCUUUCAAUCACGCUUCUUGUGAUUACAUUGAGCGUCGUCAGCUCUGGCGGGAUGCGGGCCCUUUCAUGGUGGGUGCUUGUCUUAUGAUUGGGGAUUUCAACGCGGUUUUGGGCGCUCACGAACGUCGGGGUCGUAGAACCCCUGCUUCUAGACCUUGCUCAGAGUUUUGCUCCUUCAUUGAGGAUCAUGACUUAAUUCAAUCGGACUCGUCUGGCCCUUUCUUCACUUGGACCGAUCGGCGUAGGUUCCCUUUCCCGAUUGAGUCGGUUCUGGAUAGAGCCCUUUUCUCUCAGGAUUUCUUUGAUAUUUGGUACUCUGCCUCGGCGUUGGUUCUCCCCAGGCUGGGGUCCGAUCACUCUCCUAUUCUUUUGAAGUGCCAGGAUACGGCCUCCCCCCCUGCCGGUCGUCGGUUUCGUUUCUUGAAUAUGUGGUGCUCUCAUGAGGGCUUUCUGGAUCAGGUUCGUGCUUCUUGGUCCUCGCCUCUUGAUUAUGCUUGUCCUAUGGUCCGCGUGAUGAAAAAGCUGAAACGCCUUCGUCCGAUCCUCAAGGCCUGGAACAGAGAGACCUUUGGGAACUAUAAUACUGCCUUUGCAGAUCUACAGCAGGAUCUGAGCCUUCUUCAAGAGAAUAUUGAUGAGCAAGGCUAUACGGAGGAUCUCUUUGAUCAGGAAGUUAGUUUGCAGGCGCGCCUUAGCACUAUUCUUCUGAGGAAAUCUGAGCACCUUCGACAGCAAAGUCGGGUCUCGUGGCUUUCCGAUGGGGAUCGUAAUACUCGCUUCUUCCACUCUAUGGUGAAAUGGCGUCGGGCUAGUCAAUCCAUCAAGAAGCUCAGUAUUGAUGGCGUCACUUCAGACGAUCCGACCGCUAUGGCGGCUCACGUGGUUAGCUUCUAUGAGGAUCUCUUCAUGGAGCCGAGCUCUGGGGCAGUGGACAGAUCCUGGAUCGCUGGUUACAUUCCCCAUUCUAUCACUGCGGCUCACGCUGCUCGGCUUACCUCGCUUCCUUCUGCGGAGGAUGUUCGAGAGGUGGUCUUCUCGAUGGAUGGGAACAGCGCUCCUGGUCCGGACGGUUUCAAUGGUGCUUUCUUCCAACACUCUUGGGAGGCGGAUGCGGUUCUGGUUUCGGAUUACCGGCCUAUUGUCCUGGGUAACUUCUUCUUCAAAGUCAUCACCAAAAUUCUGGCUUCUCGUCUCAAUUUGGUGGCGGCUGAGAUCGUUUCAGUCAAUCAGUUCGGUUUUAUUUCUGGACGUUCUAUUCAGGAGUGUAUUCUGCUGGCUUCUGAAGGGGUCAACUGCAUGGAACGUUCGAUUCAGGGGAGGAAUUUGGCACUCAAAGUGGACAUCCGGAAGGCCUUUGAUACCUUGAGCUGGGAGUUCGUCGACGUCGUCUUGGAUUGCUUCGGGUUCCCUCUUACUUUUCGCCACUGGAUCAGCACUAUCUUCCAGUCGGCUAAGAUUUCCGUCCUUUUUAACGGUGAGCAGCAUGGGUUUUUCAGUUGCUCCCGGGGGGUUCGUCAGGGGGACCCCCUCUCUCCGAUUUUGUUUGCUCUGGCGGAGGAGGUUUUGAGUCGCCUUCUUUUGGAUGCUGCGGAUAGGGGCUUUAUUAGUCGUAUGAGGAUGUCCCGCUCGGUGCUUUUUCCGUCUCAUCUCCUGUACGCUGAUGACGUGCUCUUAUUUUGUAAAGCUGACAAGCGCAGUUGUCGGAUGAUUGAUUCUAUCCUGCAGCUUUAUGCUAACGUUUCCGGGCAACACUGCAAUAAGAUCAAGUCCACCGUUUUUUUCGGCAAAGGGGUUUCUCUUCGGUCCCGCCGCCGGCUUCAACGUGAUUUGGGCUUCUCCCCGGGCUCCUUGCCUUUUUCUUAUUUAGGGGUCCCUGUUUUCGCGGGCCGGGCUUCUUCUGUGCGUCUGGCGGGUAUCUGGGACCGCAUUAUUGCUCAUUUUCCCAAGUGGCAAGGCAUGCAGCUUUCUAUGGCCGGUCGCCUCUGUCUGGUUACUUCCGUCAUCCAGAGUGCCGCAGUGCACAGCAUGUCAAUUUAUAAGUGGCCGGCUAAGCUCCUUCAUGACUUGGAUCGCGCUUGUCGAUCCUUUAUUUGGACGGGCAGCACCUCUUCGAAGCCUAGAUCUUCGGUGGCUUGGAAUAGGGUUUGUGCGCCGAAGGAACAGGGAGGGUUGAAUGUCAAGUCGUUCACUCACAUCAGUCAGGGUUUCAUGCUUAGGUUGGGGUGGUUGCUGCUCACUUCUGAUUCCUUUGGCUUUCGCCUCUUCAGAGAGCGUUAUCUUGAUUCCUGUCUGCGGCCUCGGUUGCCUUGGUUUUCCUCCACGAUUUGGCUGGGCUCGAGGGAGUCCAUUCGUACUUUGAUCAGAGACACGCACUGUUCUAUUGGCCCCGGCUCCUCUGUUAUGUUCUGGUUUGAUAAUUGGCUUGGUUACAGGCUGGUUGAUCGAAUUGGGAUUUCUGAGGCUGAUUAUCAUCUUCUCAUGCAGCCGGUUUCAGAUUAUUAUUUUGAUGACACUUGGCACUUCACUCUGGAUUUCGUGCAGGCCUUUCCGGAUAUUGCUGUUGACAUUGUGUCAACUCCCAUCAGCGGGGGGGAGGAUCGUCGUGCUUGGAUUCACUCUCACUUUGGUGAUGUCUCCUCCGCGAUAGCCACUGACCAUGUUCGUCCCUCCUUCCCAAAGGUUACCUGGGGCAAGUGGAUUUGGGCCCAGUUUAUUCCGAUGCGUCGUUCUAUUAUGACCUGGAGGGUUAUUCUGGGCAGGCUCCCUACGGCCAGCGCUUUGCGUCGUUCGGGUUACUGCGGUCCGGGUUGGUGCCCUUUGUGUAAGAAUGCGAACGAAGAUAUAUGUCACCUUUUUUGGGAGUGCGAGGUUGCUAGACAAGUUUGGGGUUCCCUCUUUUCCUGGUUCAGGAUGGACGGCUCUGGUUCUCAGGAGAUUGGAAGCUUCAUCAUUUGGGCCAUGAACAGGACUGUGAGCAGGCAGGUGAAUAACCUCUGGCGGGUGGGUGUUAUGUCUACUAUUUGGAGUAUUUGGAAUCUGAGGAACAUGGCUAUUUUCAAUGACGCUCCGGUGUCUGCUAUGGCCUUAGCUGUGCAGAUUAAAGCUUUCAUUCUCGAAGCCUCUCGCAUCAGCCUGGGGGAGAUGGCGAACUCUGUGGACGAUCUUCUUGUUCUUCAUGGUCUUGGGGUCCCGGGUCGACCUCGUCGGCCUACUUCCUACAUCUAUGUGUUUUGGCUUCCUCCUCCUCAGCCUUGGCGGAAGAUUAAUAUUGAUGGUUCGGUGCAUGGCUCCCCUCCCCUUAUCCACACUGGUGGGGUUAUGCGUGACGCCUCGUCUGUCUUAGGUUGCUUCCAUUUCUCUGCUGGCCGUGGUUGGGCGUUUGAAGCCGAGCUUCUUGCCCUCAUCAUUACCCUGGAGCAGAUCAUCGCUCAGAACUGGGAUUUCGUGUGGAUUGAGACGGACUGCACCUACAUGGUUGAUCUCCUCCGUUCGCGCUCCCACACGGUCCCGUGGAGAUUCUUCAGUCGUUGGCGGAAGGUACUUUCUUCCAUUGCUGAUUUGCACAUUAUUAUCACUCACAUUUACAGGGAAGGAAAUAGGGUUGCUGACUUCAUGGCCUCUUCGGUGACGGAGGAGGGUAUUUGGCCGUUUGCGAUCCCGGAGAUUCUUCAUUUGGUGAGAGAUGACAGAAGAGGUCUUCCUUACAUUCGUAUCGCCCCCUAA